AUUCAAGGUAGCACAAAGGAGGAUGCUGCCUAAAAAGACAUGAAAUCAGCAUUGUAAGAACUUGGAAUUUCAUUCAUUGCAGGUUUAAGAAUUCUCAUUUAUACUGUGCUUGGCAAGAAAACACAGCAAUGGAAAAUACAAGUUUGUCGCCGAGUUUGACCACCGCCAUAGACUACUACUAUGAAGAUUACAAUAACAGCGAGGGUUUAGUUUUUUUCUGCGACAAAAGUGAUGUCAACAAGUUUGGAGCUAAGAUCAUUCCAGUCUUCUACUACUUUAUUUUCCUGUUGAGCCUGCUGGAGAAUGGAUUGGUUUUGCAUAUCAUCAUUAAAUAUGAGAAAUUGAAAACUGUGACCAACAUAUUCCUUCUGAAUCUAGUCAUCUCAGAUUUGGUGUUUGCGUUUUGUCUUCCUUUCUGGGCCAGUUAUCACUCUUCUGAGUGGAUCUUUGGCAGUGUAAUGUGUAAAAUAGUGGGAAGUGUUUACUUCAUUGGUUUCUACAGUUCAAUUUUGUUCUUGACUCUCAUGACUUUUGAUAGAUAUCUAGCUGUGGUCCAUGCUAUAGCAGCUGCCAAAAGAAGAAGGACUUUGUACGCUAUAAUUUCAAGCAUAGCAGUGUGGUGUGUUAGUCUUGGAGCAGCUCUGAAAGAGUUUAUACUCUAUGACAUCCGGAAAAACAACAAUUAUGGAACCCUCUGCGAAGAGACUGGUUAUUCCCAAGAGAUUAUGACUAAAUGGCAGCUUGUGGGGUACUAUCAACAAUUUGUUCUCUUUUUUCUACUUCCCCUGACUGUGGUCCUGUAUUGUUAUACCCGAAUUGUCAUUAGAGUGGUUCAAACUAAAAUGAAAGAGAAAUGCAGAGCUGUAAAACUAAUUUUCAUAAUAAUAGUGGCAUUUUUCUUGUGCUGGACACCUUAUAAUAUAGUCAUAUUGUUAAAAGCCCAAGAAAUCUCUUUAAACAGAGAUUCUGAUCCAUGCAACAUUGAACUUGACUAUGCAAUGUACAUCACACGUAAUAUAGCCUAUUUGUAUUGCUGUAUAAACCCACUGUUUUACACAUUUGUGGGCAAAAAGUUCCAAACACAUUUUAGAAAUGUCCUAGCAAAAUGGAUUCCUUGCUUUAGGACUCAGUUAAUAACAAGCCAGAGUAGCAAAACAACAGAUCAUCGAAGUCCUCCAACCAUCUAUGAAUAAAUGUUAGGAUGGAGUUACUGUACUUCAGAAUGAUUUCUAUCUUGGGUUAAUACAUCUUAAAGGGUUUCUAGUGACACCUAUUGUUGAAAUAUGUAAAAAAAUAAAAGUAUUUGUUGUCUUUCUAAACAUUUUUAAAAUUUCCAUUAAAUUGAUAUUAUUGAAUGUAACAAGUUAAAAAGUCAAGGUUUCUUUUUGUUUAUCUCUUACAGUAUAUAUGAUUAGCGAUUAUUCAUUAACUAUUAGCCAUAGUCAGAUAAGAUUAAAUAAUUGUUAUUAAUGCACAAAUCCCCCAAAAAUCUCAUCUAUCUGUACAACAUUUAUUUGCUAAUAAAAUAUGCUGCUUAAAAUCAGGACUGGAUGAAGAAAGUGUGCUUAAGUGCAUUUUCUACAAAAAUGUUCUAUGUAAACUCAAUAAGCUUUACAGUACAAUGUAAAUAAAUACAGUACAUUUUCUGUUGCUUUCAUGUUAUCGUUAAUACAAAUCUGCAUCAUCAAUGUGUUGGUGUAAUGUCAUUAAUAAAUGGCUGUAAAUAUGGCUGUAAAUAAAUAAUGGAAUAAUGUAUUUUCUUUGAUUCUCACAUGUUGGCUUCUGUUUGUU
This is a messenger RNA of Lepisosteus oculatus (spotted gar), 1791 nucleotides long. It is a transcript of the gene ccr12a, whose product is annotated as chemokine (C-C motif) receptor 12a. The record is from RefSeq and is a predicted model, not a curated record. Gene Ontology annotation, molecular function: C-C chemokine binding; C-C chemokine receptor activity. Gene Ontology annotation, biological process: calcium-mediated signaling; positive regulation of cytosolic calcium ion concentration; cell chemotaxis. NCBI's taxonomy places the organism in Eukaryota, Metazoa, Chordata, Actinopteri, Semionotiformes, Lepisosteidae. Gene Ontology annotation, cellular component: membrane; external side of plasma membrane.